This is a messenger RNA of Coregonus sp. 'balchen', 7403 nucleotides long. The record is from the annotation of a GenBank genome assembly. Lineage: Eukaryota; Metazoa; Chordata; Actinopteri; Salmoniformes; Salmonidae.
UGGUCCUUUACGUCACAGUCUACAUAAAACAUUCGAUCUCCUCGGCUACUUCUCUUUUGAUAACGGUAUUUUGUGCGAGGAUCAAUAAUCAUGCCUCGCAUAUAUGUUGGAAAACUUAAUUAUAACGCUCGAGAAAAAGACAUUCAAAGAUUUUUCAGUGGCUACGGAAAGCUUAUGGAAAUUGAUCUGAAAAAUGGGUAAGUUUAUCAUAUCAAGAGAAUCAGUUGAACAAAAAAUAGCUGGCAAGCUAGCUAAUGGUAACUUCAUAUCCAGUUAGCUACCUACUUGCUUUCGGCUAGCUAGCUUCCCCAAAACAUAAGCGAAAUACAUUCACAUUUGCCUUUCAAUUGUGUUGAUUGCGCAUGUAAUAGCAAUUAGCUAAAGUUAGUGGUUAUUACAUGCACACAUUUGCUUUACUAAAGCAUUUAACAUGUUUUGUAAAGAAGGCCCCUAGCUAGCUAACGUAUUUAGCUGCUAGCUACUACACAUCGUGUUCAAAAUGGCUGCUUGUUUGGCUGCAGGCAGUUUUUUGGUCGUUACUAGUUAUUACAGACAAAGUCAUGAAUCCCGCCUAUUUCUACAAUUGAUCUUCUUAAAAUGUGAUUUUUAAACCUAACCACACUGCUAACCUUAUGCCUAACCUUAAACGAAGACCAAAAAGCGAAUUGUUUUCAUGCAUUUUUACAAUAUAGCCAAUUUGGACUUUGUUGCUGUGCUAUCUAGUGGAAACCCAUUUUUUGUGCAGCCAUGUAGCUACCAAAUGUUAUUUGUCACAUGCGCCGAAUACAUCAGGUGUAGACCUUACAGUGAAAUGCUUAUUUACAAGCCCUUAACCAACAAUUCAGUUUUACGAAAGAAUACCAAAUAAAAUCACCCAAAAAAUACAAUAUAAAAUAAUACUAAAUAAAAGGAACAAAUAAUGAAAGAGCAGCAGUAAAAAAAAACAUAGCGAGGCUAUAUACAGAGGGUACCAAGUCAAUGUGCGGGGGCACCGGUUAGUCGAGUUAAUAUGUACAUGUAGGUAGAGUUAUUAAAGUGACUAUGCAUAGAUAAACAGAGUAGCAGCAGCGUAAAGGGGGGGGGGGGGUGCAAAUAGUCUGGGUAGCCAUUUGAUUAGAUGUUCAGGAAUCUUAUGGCUUGGGGGUAGAAGCUGUUUAGAAGCCUCUUGGUCCUAGACUUGGCGCUCCAGUACUGCUUGCAGUGCCGUACCAGAGAGAACAGUCUAUGACUAGGGUGGCUGGAGUCUUGACAAUUUUUAGGGCCUUCCUCUAACACCGCCUGGUAUAGAGGUCCUGGAUGGCAGGAAGCUUGGCCCCAGUGAUGUACUGGGCCGUACGCAUUACCCUCUGUAGUGCCUUGCGGUCUGAGGCCAAGCAGUUGCCAUACCAGGCUGUGAUGCACCCAGUCAGGAUGCUCUCGAUGGUGCAGCUGUAGAACCUUUUGAGGAUCUGAGGACCCAUGCCAAAUCUUUUCAGUUUCCUUAGGGGGAAUAGGUUUUGUCGGGCCCUCUGAUGUAUAUAAACCCUGUAUUGCUGAUGCUAGGUAUUGGCAAAUGAGGCUCUGAAGUCACCGGUCGGCCAUAUUGGCACUUCCCACAAGAAACAGUCCUCCAUGUGAAUGAAUGUAAUUCCUACAGUAUUACAUGUAUUAAAGUAUUUUUUGUUUUUGUAGGAGAGACUAACAUUAGCACUUUUUAAAUAAUGUAUACUUUUAUAGGGUGUCCUCCCCACAGGGUGAAAUAUCACUUCCUUAUGUUAUAAAAUACAUUUUACUAAGACAAAUAUGAUUAUUCAUGUUCUGACUCGUUCUGCGGGGUCUUUCUCUAACACACCAUUAACAUUAUAUUCAGUCUGAUUUUGUAACCUAAUACAUCCAAUAAAAAGUACUGAGCUCUGACAGCGGUGCAGGUUUCUCAGAUUUUACAUUUUGUGAUCGUCAUCUUAGAAGUUGUUUCCGCCAGUCACAAAAAUUAGCAUGCGCUGAAUUAAAUGUAAAAGGCAUUGAGAAUGAAAAGCUUGGUAUACACUCAGUGCUCCUUGACAUUUCAGAGAUGCACUUGUUUUUGUGAAAUCUUAGAAAAAUAAAAGGACAUUUGAAUUAGUAUGAAAAGUGUAUACUAAAAUGUGAAAAUACUACAUGAAGUCUCAAAAUCGAUAUCCAUCUUACCUCUUAUGUUAGGGCUGGGCGAUAUGGGCCAAAUGGCAUAUCACAGUAUUUUUACAAUUUAUGACAAUAUUUUAUGUUUUUAAAUAAUAAAAGUUCAAAAUUUGCUUUGAGUAGUGCGUGACCCUAGGGCGGCAACACAUACAUUCCAAGUAAAUUAAUUAGGUCUUUCUCCAUUCUGUUCAAUUCAUCUUCAACCAAAAAUUAUUUCCUGCAUUUUCAUCAAUUUCUGCGUUUCCUGCACUCAUUUGAGAUCAUUUCCACUCUGCCACAUUGGGUUGCACAAUAUGGGCAAAAAAAUCAAGGCCUUAUUUUUAACUAAAUGUUGCAAUUGCGAUUUAGAUCAAAACACUUGGGUGAACUGUUGGAAUCAUGGAAAUAGAAUGUUUAUUCUAAUUCUCUAGUUAGAAUAUAAAUAAUAGUGGCCACUUUGAACGACAACGAAUGAAAAUGCCAUUGAGUAGUUAUUGUGACAGGGUAGGAACCAAAAUGUUGGGCAGUGUUUCCUAGGGGACCCUAUAAUCUUUGGCUACAUUAAAUGUUUCUUCAUGUAGCCAACAUAUUUAUGCUUCGCCUAUUCCUCUUUGAUUUAGAAGAUACUGUUGCACAAACAACAUGCUGAUUAAGGCCUGCUAAAACUUGCAUAGAAAAUAAACUAGCUGUUUGUAGACGUAAGAAACAAACUGUAAUUAUGGAACGCUUUAUAUUAAGAAGCAAAGUGGAAACAACAUCGUUGUCAUUAACAUUGUUGCAUGUGAUGCAUUGACCAUGCAGACUGAACACACGUUUUUCGUGGUCAAGCAACAACAAAUGCGCUCCUAGAGUGACCGGGGCAGGGCUAGACCUAUGUGGAAAGCGGCAUGGAGAGAAGGAGAGGGAUGACUCGAGUAGAGGUGUAAACUAUAAAAUGGACGUUAUACAUGGCAUAUCACAUUUAAAAAAGAAAAACAUUCAAAUACUAUUUAUAACAUAGAAGGUAAAGUAAAAACUCAAACCGGUACCUGCAUCGAUACCGGUGUAUAUAGUAAAAUACAGCCUUACUAUAUAUUGUUUUAUGUCCUGCGGAUUCGAAGAAGAAAGAUGCAAGUUCAACGGGGAAGUGAGCCUGUCAGGUAGCCAGUAGACUUAAUUCUUGCACAGAAUUCAGCCUAGCUGUUGCAAUGCAAUUUUUCAGAUUUUUUACCACUGUUUUUUAUUUUAUUUUGGCCCAAUGACUUUUGAACAGAUUGAGGUUUGGACCAUUGGUUUUCUUAGAGGAAUAUCUACAUAAUUAACACAUUAUUUUACCCAUUGGUCAAGAGGCAUUUUUGAUUGGACACCCUAUACUGCAGGGGUUGCGUUAGUUGAGAAAUAUGCAUUUUCUAAACGCAGACCAUCAAAAAAUGUGCUUCAAUGGUGAUCAGGGACGUGCAACUUUAGUUAUCCUUCACAGAAAACGUUAGUGCAACAAAUUCGGCAGAUAAUAGCUUCAUUUUCAUCAGAUGACUACAGAAGUGCAACGCUAUUUGGCUAGCAGCCACGAGUGCAGUCAUUUUUGCAAAAUCGAUGCAUGGCCAUCAUAUUUCUGUUUAUCAUAAAAAGAAUGCAGCCAGCGACAUUUCCUAAUGUUUUGCUUCAAGUUAAUCUCAAAUUUUACCGUAGAAAAGUAGGAUAUACCGAGAAAUGCCCGUUGGUGAAUUCUCAUCCGAGUGGAGAAGUGCAACUGAAGCACAAAAUCAGUCUGAUGCAGAGCAGAAAUUACAAUAGGAAGCAUUAUAGAUCUGCAUUUACAAAACGCACCAAGAUAGUUAUGCGUUAACACAACCCCUGUACUUUAAGGAAAAAGUUUUGAUAUAUCACAUAAUAUAAUUUAAAAGUAUGCAUUAAGGUGUCUCUAAUAGAAUAAAUGUUGCCUUUUUACAAUGGUGGGGGAGUGCCAAGAUGGAGGCGUGGUGGCUUCAAAACAGCGGCCCUUGUGACAUCUCUAGUGUGUAUAUAAAUCAUUGGUAGCUACCUUAAAAUUAGUUAGCUUAUUAGCUAGCUAGUAGCUGAUAAGUGCCUUCAAACUCAUUGGUUUGGCAUUUUUAUUUAUUGCCAGCUUAUUUAACUUUUUUAUCUUUUAGAUAUGGCUUUGUAGAGUUUGAGGACAAUCGCGAUGCGGACGACGCAGUGUAUGAACUGAAUGGCAAGGAGUUGUGCGGGGAGCGCGUGACCGUGGAACAUGCCCGAGGACCGCGGCGUGACCGAGAUGGAUAUGGUGGUGGUGGCGGGGGUGGUGGUCGCAGUAAGUGCAAUGUUUUUAAAUUUUCACUAUGCCCUUUUCCCAAUGGGUCAAGGAGAUGUGAAUGUGGACCGUACACACACAGACCUGUGAUCCUGAAGUGGAGUUUGACAUAGCUCGCCAAUACUCAAUGAUGUCACAAUUGCCAUUGUGUCACCAUUGAGUAUGGUACAAGUUUGACCCAACUCAGAGCAGACAUCAGAUUACUGCUACUGAUUGUUUAGGUGUAGUGAAACCAUGUUUCCAGUGUUUUCUUCCUGGUGGAAUUGUAAACCCCAAUAAACAACUGUAUUUACUUAAUAAGAAAUCACGACUUUGUCACCAUAUAGCCCAGCUGUACCGUUAAAUACCAUUACAUGUGAAUUGUAUUUUGCGUUUUGAUUUAAACAUUAACAAAGUCCUUGAUGUUUCAAUUUGAAAGAGUCCAGCUGCGGGCUGAGUCCAUUGAGGCUAAGAUGACUGCCUGUCCCGUUUGGCCUUGGCUUUCACCUUACAAUGUGUGUGUGACCUAUGCCCCUUGACCCUUGGCUGACCUAACCGGAAGCCUUGACGACAUCAUCCUUUUUCCAAUAGACCAGGGGUGAUGGUGAGGAUUCCCAUUGGUUUCUAUGUUGAAAGAAUAAGUGGGACGGCUUUAAGUCAACAUGUUACCGCUCGCUGUAAGCAGGCAAAGCAACUGCAUUGUCCCCAGUUUGACAACCGGUUAGGCUAAGUCAUAGGGAAAAACUUUUGUAGAGUUAUGUCAGUUGGCACUCUUGCAAAAUGUGAUACAAGUUUUUGACAGAGACUUUGUGGAAGCCUCCAUUUGUCUUUCAGGAUUCAAGGGUUUGUAAGAAGAACAUCACUGUCCAUUUGUUUGUACUGCUAAAGAUUUGCAGUUAGUAAGACUGGCUGUAUGUUGCUGAUAACAGAUGCAGUGGUGUUCUUUGCACAGCAGUGAACUACUUCAGAGGCUGUACAGUGAAGAGAAUAAAAACUGACAGCCACUAAGCCAACAAAUGCCACGGCUUUAAUACCUCAGUCACUUUAUUAGGUUUGUCUUGAGAUUGGGUCCAGAUGGACAUCUCACAGGACCUAUAUUAAACAUUACCACACCUUUUAUCCUGGUAGUUGCAUUCUCUGUUUAUGGUCUGAUCCACUAAGUGAAAUGCCUAUAUGCCACUCUGUUUUGCUGACUAUUUGUGUCUUGUCAUUUGAAAGGUAGUAGUGGUUACAGCAGCAGCAGCAGAAGCCGCACUGGCAGGGAUAAGUACGGGCCACCCGUCCGUACGGAGUACCGACUGAUUGUUGAGAAUCUGUCCAGCCGCUGCAGCUGGCAGGAUCUGAAGGUGAGUUGAGGGGACAACUAUGUUUAAGCAGUAAGGCCCGUGGCAGUAUUGCCAAUAUGCCACACCUAAGGGCUGUUCUUAGGCACGACGCAAAGCAUAUUGCCUGGAUACAGUCCUUUAGCAGUGGUAUAUUGUCCAUAACCCACAGACCUGCAAGGGGCCUUAAUGCUAUUAUAAACCGGUUACCAACAUAAAUAUAACUGUAAACAAGUAGUUUUGCGUCAAACAUGGUAUAUUGUCUGAUAUACACAGAGCUGAAAUGUUGUUUGAGACAAUCAGCAUUCAGGACCCAAACUACCUGGUUUAUAAUUAUAGGUGAGGGACAGGGACAGGUACUGAAGAUGAACUGCCAGUUGCUAUCCAUGGUAGGCCAUUUGGUUCAGAAAAAUGAGGGUAAUAUUCAGCAGUGACUUUGCCUUGUCCCCUACAGGAUUUCAUGCGCCAGGCUGGAGAGGUCACGUAUGCCGACGCCCAUAAGGAGCGUACCAAUGAGGGUGUCAUCGAGUUCGGCUCGCGUUCGGACAUGAGAAGGGCCCUAGACAAGCUGGACGGCACAGACAUCAACGGGAGGAAGAUCCGCCUGGUGGAGGAAAAGUCCCGCCGCCGACGCUCCUACUCCGGCAGUCGGUCCAGGUGAGGUUCUACACACCGCCCUGCUCUUUAUGAGUAGUUGAAUCCAGUGUGUCCUCACACAUAGCCACCCCUUUAAUGAGACAAUUGUAUUCUUGUUACCCCCCUGCAGGUCUCGCAGCAGACGUCGCUCUCGUAGCAGGAGCCGCAGGAGCAGUCGCUCCAGGAGUAACUCCAGAUCCCGCUCCCGGUAAAAUGGCCCUCCUGUCUUAGAGAAUUAUGGUUUAGAUUAGUCAAUAUGGGUACAACAAAGAUUGUAAACAAUUCUGUCAACCCCAUGCAGAUCCCAUUCUCGCAACAAGAGACGCCACUCCAAGUCUGCAAGGAAGUCUCGUUCCCACUCUCGCACCCGCAAAUCCAGAUCCCGUUCCAACAAAAGCAAGUCCCGUUCCAAGAGCUGCUCAAAGGUGAAAUCCGAGCGGGAUUCCCGCAGCCACUCCAAGGAGAAGUCUGCCAGCAAGAAGUCCCGUAGCCGCUCAGCGUCUCCCAUGGAAAAUGGGAAGGAGGAGCGUUCCUCUCGCUCCCCUUCCCCAGCAGCUGACCGUCCCUCCAAGUCUCCGGACAAGCGUUCGGUCUCCCACUCCAAAUCCCGCUCCAGGUCAAGAUCAGCAUCCCGAGAUUAAAGGCUUCAUCCACAUGUUCCCCAUUUGCGCAACUGGUGAUAUAGGACCAGCUCCUAUUUAAUUUGACAGAUCAAUCGCAGCACCAGGUGCAUCAAGGCUUGCUCAGUCUUAAUCAGUGCUAUCCUUGACACUUAAAAAUCAAAACUACUAGCUUGAUUUUGUAUUAUACAUGGCAUGAGAACGAUUUAGUCAUGUUUAUUGUGGGGGAGUGCACGUCGUAGAUUACAGCUAUUGAUCCGUUUUGUGUUCAUUGUACAUAGAGGAGCUUGUCUGGAGGGCUUUGUGUUUAAAACAGGCCUUUUCAUUAAUAUCCUUUUAGUUCUUGUUAGUCUUCCUCCCUAUCUGCUUUUGCUUACCUCAGAGUGGUGUUUUGAGUUGAUUUUUCAUUUUUAUGAUAUG